Clunio marinus is the source of this 228-nucleotide messenger RNA. NCBI's taxonomy places the organism in Eukaryota, Metazoa, Arthropoda, Insecta, Diptera, Chironomidae. The record is from the annotation of a GenBank genome assembly.
AUGAAUGAAUCAUAUGGUAAAUUGAAAUCUGAAGAUUCUUCAUUCUCGUGUGCGACAUGCGAAAUUAGAAACCCGAGAAGCCAUCAAGAAAGUGGGAAGAUUACACGAUUCAAAAAUUUACCCAAAGCACUCUCAUCUUUAUAUCCCAUUAUGGUACUUUGUGCCUUUAUGCUUCUUUCCGUUGCUGGUUCAACUUUGGGUUUUUAUGUUUACCAGCGACAAAAAUGA